ACGAUCGAGGCAGCAGUCCGGCGAAGGCGAUGGCCGCAUUGUUCUCGACGAAGCUAGGGCGUCAGGCGUCCGGGUACCUGCAGGACAAGUACAAGCAGGCGAGGCUCGCCCUCGGCGACGUCACGCCGGCAGAGCUGGCUGUGCAGGAGGCGACCAACGACGACGCGUGCGUCCCGGACGCCAAGACGCUGACGUCCAUCGCGGAGGCCGCCUUCGACAUCGACGACUACUGGCGGAUCGCCAACGUGCUCCACCGCCGCCUCGGCUGCGUCCACGACUGGAAGGAGUGGCGGCCCGUGUACAAGGCGCUCGUCGUCCUCGAGUUCCUCCUCACCCACGGCCCCGAGGAGCUCCCCGGGGACUUCCUCCCGGACAUGCAGGCCCUGCGCGACCUCCGCGGCUUCACCUACACCGACGACAAGGGCUUCGACUGGGGCGCCUCCAUGCAGCGCCGGGCCGACAGCGUCGUUGGCCUCCUCACCGACGCCGACCGGCUCAAGGACGCGCGCCACAGGGUCCGCUCCUUCUCCCACGACGGCGGCAGCCCGACCUCCUCCGUCGCCUCCUCGGCCUCCUCGCGGGCCUCCCGCGGCACCUGGUCCUUUGCGUCAUCCUCGCCGCACUACUCCGAUAGCCCCACCUUCGUCUGCCUCUGCGGCCCCAGCGUCGACUACCGCCAUGACAAGAAGUUCGACGCUUACACCGCCGACGACAAGCGUGAUCUCGUCCACGACGAGGAGGUUGACGACUACCCGACCCCGCACAGCCAAGGAAGCUGGCUCGAGGAAUCGACCACCUUGUCCGGCUCCCCGGUCAGCUGCUGCAGCACCAGAAGCGCCGGCGGUGGCAGGAGGGCGUCCGGCUUCAAUAGCUUGUCUCAGCCUGAGAGAAGGAACAGCAGCAAGAAGCUCCAGCGCCAGCUUUCCUUGCACUAUUAAUUAGUUGCCUUAUUCAUUCAUCCUUCAUCCAUCAUUUUAAUUUGUUGCUCAAGUGUAAUCUUUUUUUUUUGACGAGGCUGAAGUGUACUCUUUGUUUUGCUUGCUAGAUUCCACCCGUUGCGCCGCUGGUGCAAGUACCUCAAUCACCUCAAAAUUUAGUAGAUUUCUAAUAUUUCAUUAGCCAUUAGUCUCUGUUGAAAGAGUUUCUUCUCAAGAAAUAGGCCCACAACUUUUCUUUCGCCGG
Hordeum vulgare subsp. vulgare (domesticated barley) is the source of this 1182-nucleotide messenger RNA. RefSeq names its product epsin-3. The record is from RefSeq and is a predicted model, not a curated record. The transcript is spliced from 2 exons. Gene Ontology annotation, cellular component: plasma membrane; endosome; clathrin vesicle coat. NCBI's taxonomy places the organism in Eukaryota, Viridiplantae, Streptophyta, Magnoliopsida, Poales, Poaceae. Gene Ontology annotation, biological process: endocytosis. Bases 30 to 938 code for a protein of 302 amino acids. Gene Ontology annotation, molecular function: phospholipid binding; clathrin binding.